This is a messenger RNA of Lepus europaeus (European hare), 6863 nucleotides long. RefSeq names its product FHF complex subunit HOOK interacting protein 1A (gene FHIP1A). NCBI's taxonomy places the organism in Eukaryota, Metazoa, Chordata, Mammalia, Lagomorpha, Leporidae. Bases 816 to 3944 code for a protein of 1042 amino acids. The transcript is spliced from 15 exons. The record is from RefSeq and is a predicted model, not a curated record.
GCUCCGGCGGCCGCUGACGCACCGUCGGAAAGUUGCGCUCCGACCUUUUUCUUCGCGGUACUCCUGUGGAGUUUGAGCCCGGCCCGGAGGACCUGGGCCGAGAGCUGGGAGCGGCGUCCAGCCGGGGCGCGGAACACGGUGCUCCGGACGGGGUGAGGAGCCGCCUCUGCCUUCCUCGCCGCGCCUUGGCGUGGGUGGCGGCUCUGGGGGCCCGCGUCCCCCGGGGCUGUGACAUAAACUUUCUGGGCUGUUCGGAGACGCUGGUCCGGCGAGUCCCACACAGCGCGGUGAGGAGGAGCCGCGACGCUCCCAGGUUUCCAACGGAGCCAAAUGUUGGAGCCGUCUUUACUGCUCCUGUGAAGAGUGAAGUGAGCAAAUACAUCCCAGUGGUAGGCUUUUGAAGAGAGCAAUUACAGAUACUUAAAAUGGAAAUCACUGGAUUCAACUGAUUCUCCUUGGUCUCACAGGCUGUACAAGUCACCAUUUGCUGACUGUUUCUAGAUGUCUUCCCUAGUAAGAGCUGAUGUGCACCCUUUUAGGCACUGCUUGGUUGGGGGCAACUUGUAAGGAUUUGCUGCCCAUUCUGGAGAAAACACACUUUUCUUGGGUAAGAACAUUUUAAAGGCAUCUGGUAUCAAAUCAACAGCAUUGUGGCCUUUAAUGGGAUUUGAGGCAUUGAGAAGUGGUUUGAUUGGUUUCAGAAGGUGACAAUGAAAUGUUGAAGAAGUUACAUUUCUAAUAUGAUUCCUGAAAGUUAGUGACUACUUACAAAAUUUUCAUGAAAAUUAAAUAUGACUUAGAAGCAUUGAUGGUCUAUGAUGUCAUCGGUUUCGACAGAAAGCAAACUCCAGCAGGCUAUGAGCCUGCAGGGAGUUGACCCAGAAACAUGCAUGAUUGUAUUUAAAAACCACUGGGCACAGGUUGUAAAAAUCUUAGAGAAGCACGACCCCUUGAAGAACACCCAGGCAAAAUAUGGGUCCAUCCCUCCAGAUGAGGCCAGUGCUGUGCAGAAUUACGUAGAACAUAUGCUCUUCCUGCUAAUUGAAGAGCAAGCCAAGGAUGCUGCAAUGGGGCCAAUUCUGGAAUUUGUGGUCUCCGAGAACAUCAUGGAGAAGCUCUUCCUUUGGAGCUUGAGACGGGAAUUUACUGACGAGACUAAAAUUGAGCAGCUGAAGAUGUAUGAGAUGUUGGUUACUCAGUCACACCAGCCUCUGCUGCACCACAAGCCCAUUCUGAAGCCCCUGAUGAUGCUGCUGAGCUCCUGUUCGGGAACGACCACCCCAGCCGUGGAGGGGAAGCUGGUUGUCCUGCUCAAUCAGCUUUGUUCCAUCCUUGCCAAAGAUCCCUCCAUUCUGGAACUCUUCUUCCACACUAGUGAGGACCAGGGGGCUGCCAACUUCCUCAUCUUCUCCCUUCUGAUUCCCUUCAUUCAUCGAGAGGGGGCAGUAGGCCAGCAGGCUCGGGAUGCCUUGCUGUUCAUCAUGUCUCUCUCUGCUGAGAACAGUAUGGUGGCUGAUCACAUUGUGGAGAACACCUACUUUUGUCCGGUACUUGCAACUGGGCUCAGUGGUCUCUACUCUUCAUUGCCUACGAAGCUAGAAGAAAAAGGCGAGGAAUGGCAUUGCCUUCUGAAAGAUGACUGGCUCCUACUGCCUUCUCUCGUCCAGUUCAUGAACUCCUUGGAGUUUUGCAAUGCAGUCAUCCAGGUGGCUCAUCCCCUGAUUCGAAAUCAGCUUGUCAAUUACAUUUACAAUGGAUUCUUGGUACCUGUCUUGGCUCCUGCUCUUCAUAAGGUGACUGUGGAGGAGGUCAUGACCACAACUGCGUAUCUGGACCUUUUCCUGCGUAGCAUCUCUGAGCCAGCUCUACUUGAGAUCUUCCUCCGCUUUAUCCUAUUGCACCAGCAUGAGAAUGUCCACAUUCUAGACACUCUCACAAGCCGAAUCAACACCCCAUUUCGGCUUUGUGUGGUGUCCCUGGCAUUAUUCAGAACUCUCAUUGGUUUACAUUGUGAAGAUGUGAUGUUACAACUGGUUCUAAGGUAUCUGAUCCCCUGCCAUCACAUGAUGCUGAGUCAAAGGCGCGCCUUGAAGGAGAGGGACUGUUACUCUGUUUCUGCUGCCAAGCUGCUCGCCCUGACCCCUGUCUGCUGCUCCAGCGGGAUCACCCUGACGCUUGGGAACCAAGAGAGGGAUUAUAUCCUGUGGUCAAAGUGUACACAGGAUGGUUCAGGAGCCGUGGAGCAGCAGCUCCCUGAGGAGUUCUCCCCAUCAGCCUGCAUCGUGGAGUACGGGAAAGCCCUGGACAUCAGCUACCUGCAGUACCUCUGGGAGGCCCACACCAACAUCCUUCACUGCAUGAGAGACUGCCGCGUCUGGUCUGCCCUCUAUGACGGAGACUCCCCGGACCCUGAGAUGUUUCUCCAGAGUCUGACGGAGGACGGUGGCGCUGCUCCAUCCUACCCUACAUUCAGAAUCCCCCAGCAGCUCCCCAGAAAGACCGGGCCGCCGCUGGCUCCGAGAAAGGACAAGGGCCAGACAGAGCUGGAAUGGGAUGACAGCUAUGACACUGGGAUCUCUUCGGGGGCUGACGUGGGCUCCCCUGGGCCUUAUGAUGAUGUGGAGACAGCAGGCCCCCCUGCGCCUGUCGAGCCCCCCAAGCACAUCCAGGAGAUGAAGAGGAACGCUAUCCUGCUCUUCAAAGGGUCCUACAUCGAAGAGUCGGACUUUCAGGACGAUGUGAUGGUGUACAGGCUGUGCGCCGAGAAGGAUUCUGAGGAUGCAAGCAGUCCGCGGGAGGAAACCACAAGGCCGCCCGCCGUAGCCCAGCCCCAGCUUCAGAGUGCACCCCUCAACAACGGCCCCCUCUCCAGCCCCCAGCCAGAGACGGAUCCCGAGGAGGAUGGCCCCAGGGACAGCACAGACCUGCCUCAAAGUGCGUCCUCAGAACCAGAGCGAGAGGAGGGGCCCGCAGGAGCCCCAGCCUCAGAGUUCGCACCCCCCGACUCUGAGGCAGAGCACAGUUCCAGCCUGGCACCUGCUAGCCCAGAGCGCGAAGAUUUCAUUGCCCAGUACGACCAGAUCAUCCGAGAGCUGGAUUCCGGCGCCGAGGGCUUGUUGGAAGAGCAUUUCCCCACGCCCGACCCUUUGCUUCUCCCAGAAGAGGAGCUUGGGAAGGAAGCCGGGAGCACCGAGGAGAAGCAGGAGCAGGAGGAGGAGGGGAAGAGGGAGCCGGAAGAGGAGGAGGACGACUUUGACUCCUUCAUAGCGGAAAGCCCUGCCGUGGAGACCGUGCCUUCCCCUUUUGGGGUGCGAGAUGAGGCCGCCCUAGCUGGUCGACAACCCGUGAGGACUCAGAGCACCCCAUUCACAGGUCCAUUCAUGAGUGUGGUCCUGUCAAAGCUGGAGAACAUGCUGGAGAACUCUCUGCAUGUUAAUUUGCUGCUCAUCGGGAUCAUUACUCAGCUGGCCAGCUACCCCCAGCCGCUCCUCCGCUCCUUUCUGCUCAACACCAACAUGGUCUUCCAGCCCAGCGUCCGCUCGCUCUACCAGGUCCUUGCAUCUGUGAAAAACAAGAUUGAACAGUUUGCUUCUGUGGAGAGAGACUUCCCAGGACUCCUCCUGCAAGCCCAGCAAUACCUGCUCUUCCGAGUGGACAUGUCAGAUCUGACCCCGGAAGCACUAACCAAAGAUCCCAUUCAGGAAGCUUCCAGGACAGGAAGUGCCAAGACCCUGUUGGAUGGCCCUCCGAGAGUGCUCCAGCCCUUCCUGACAACCAGAGCCAAGGUGGCCGGGGCGCCCCCGCACCUGCCCCUGGCAGUGAGGAACCCCAUGCUGGCAGCAGCCCUCUUCCCCGAGUUCCUGAAGGAGCUAGCUGCCUUGGCCCAGGAGCACUCCAUUCUGUGCUGCAGGCCCCUGGGGGACUUCGAGGACUCCUCCUGGUAGUGUUUUGUUUUUAAAGUAGACAUUCUUGUUUUAUAAGGUUUUAGCAUCUGGACUGAAUGUUAAAUGCGAAGCUGCUUACAAAACUUUCUACUUUGAUGUUUCCUGGCAAUACUUGAUUGUGGGAGGGGCAUCUUCCGAGUGUCUCCCCUCUCCCUGGGUGGUCUUCCCACCUUACCUUACGCAGACUGUGUGCCCCAUAAGCCGCUUGUGGCCUUGGCAGGUUUCGUACGUGCAGCUCUUCCUCCUCACAUUGUCCAGUUACGACUCACUCGCUCAGCUCACACCAGGCAAAUACUGGGGUGCAGGAUUUUCGAGUACCCCGCCGUGCUGGAGGGGGCUCACCCCUGCGGGGGCACACCAGCUCCUGCUGCCUUCUGCAUUUUGGUGUCCACUUUGUAAUAGGGAAGACUAAUGCUGGAGCCCCCCUUGCCUCCCUCAAACAAGCACAACGUAGCGCAGGUCCUUCUGAAAGCGACUUCUACGUGCGUGCUGCCCAACACGUGUUGCCUUAUGGGGUGGGAAAACCCAGUGGCCUCCGCGCUCUGCCUGGGAAGUCAGAUGCAGCAGGAGCGCGCUGGAAUGCAGGGAAUCCUGGGUGCUGGAGACAUUGCUCUCCUCGGCACACCGCCACCCACACCCCGGAGGUAGCCUUAUCUCAGUGAGAUGUGCACAAGAUGACGUUUACCUAUGCAAACUGUUACUCUGGGUUUCGGGUGCUGGAUCAGAUGAAAGUGUGGAAUCAUGUACUUAUGCAAAAAAGCAACCUUCAUUCAUUUUUAGUGUUUUUUGAAAUCAGACACGAGCCUGUGGAGCUCUCUCAUGGUGCGUUGUUCAGGGGAUGCGUGGAGUGGGGGAGGUCAGCUGAAAGCACCCUGUCCAAACACCGGUAGUUACUCUGAACUGUUUGCUUCUGCUAAGGUCUUGUGCUCUGCUCUGUGCAGAAACAGGAGCCAGGCAGCUGGGAUGUAACUGCAGAGGGCACAGGGAGCCCCGCAGAGCCAAGUGCCUGCCGCCGCCUGCCUCCACCCGGAGACGCAGACGCUGCCUUCUGAGUAACGGGCUUCAUUAGAGGCCCCAACGUGAUGCAUUAGUGCCUCUGCUGCCGCUCAGCCCGCUCCGAGAGGCGGAAUUAUGUUUAGAGCCACGGCUGCCUUAAACCACCACCAAGAGGGGAAAUGCACAACAAAACUGUGCACUAGAAAUAAGACCCAGAAAUGUGUGUGUGGAGAUGAGAGCCCACUCUGCUCUGUUUGGGUCCCGUGCUGCAGGCGCGAGGCAAGAGAGGUGGAGGGGCCUGUGUGUUUGCAGGCAGUUGGAAAGCCUGUCUCUCUCUCUCUCUCUCCCCCCACCCCCCUGCUCUCUCCUGGGUGUCUCUGCUGGGCCCCAAGGGCAGCCGUAGGUCUGAUGCUCCUGCCUCAGGAGCACGGGUCUGGCAUCAGUCGGGGCCUUGGUGCAGAGGGGGAUGGAGGCUCACCUCUGAGCCACUGCAGAGAACAGCAGCCCUUUUAUGUUCCAGGGCUCUCGAAGGGGCUUUGUCCUGAGACAGAUUGAAAUGAAGGCGCCAGGAGACCUGGCGUGAGCUGAGGGAGCCCUUAGGAGCCAGCCUGCAGGAAACCAAGGUACCUUGAGCUGUGGUUUGCCCAGCUGUAGUGAAGAGGUGAGGAUGUAGGUGGCCUGGCCAUCUGGCCUGCUGCUGGAGUCCAGUAGAACCCAAGGUAUACAGAGAUGGGAUUUAAGCUGUAAUUUAUUAUCCUCUUUAUUUUGCACAAAUAUUUAUCCUGUUUGGGCUUUACCAGGUCACAAAAUGCUAAAGCCACAUCUAGAAACUGUAUUCUUUAGCUGUUGGGUUUGAUUGGCAGCUCUCUCCAUUAUUUGCUGGUGGUAUUGAGCUCUCUGCAAUGCCUUUCUUUUAUUACGGAAUACCACAUCCCCUUUGUAGAAAGAAGGUGGCCUUUGGGAAAGAGCUUGUUUUUUUGACUUUUAUAUAUGUAUAAUAAAAGUUAAAUAAAUAAAUAUGUUUCCCCCCCGAGUAGGUGCUGGAGUCACCCUGCUUUAAAGGAAGGCAGUAGAGACGGUAUCGGGUGAAGGCAGCACACGGGACCGCCCAUGGCGGGGUGCCAGUAGCAAGCUCAUACGCUGGCCCUCUCAAGCUGCCCACUGGGAUUUGGAAACUGAUUCCUGUUUCUGAGCCCAUCACGGUCUGCCUCCAGAGGACUGGGCUCAUGGUUUUACAAAAAUGAAGUCAGAAAAUUCACCUGCUGAUUGACUGUGGCCUCACCAAAAGAAAGUAUAGAGACCCAGGGCUCCCACUAGGAGAGAGGCAAACCCUGCAAGAUUUGGAGGUGUGAAGGCUGAUCUAGGUAGAUAUGAUGGUACAUACAGCUGGCGAGUGGCGGUGGGAAGAAAAUCAUGGUUGUGAAGUGGACUAUUCCAGCUCUACACAGGUGAGGCCUUCAGAAAUCUUUUAAUGUUGAAUUUGGGAGAAAUGUUUAAAAGAAACUCAGCAUGCUUAAAAAUGUGGUCUGAGAGCGGGCCCUUUGCUGUGUGACAGCUGUGGUGCCACUUACUUGCUGGGACAACACAGGGAAGACAGUGGAUGCACAGCCUGUGGGGCAGGCCCUGCGCUGGCGUCACUGUGUAGAUCCAGGUUCUCACAGGGAAGGGGAGUCGAGGGUUCCUGCAGCAUCAAGUUAACCUCAACUCAUAAUUCAGGGCCUAAUCUCAAGUUCCAGACCGAGUGGGUUUUGUGGUUCAAAAUAUGAGCACACUGGGAUACUUAAAAUUGAUUUUUUGAAAAUGGCUGUCAGUAAGUGUUUUUACCAAAGUUUUAAAAUAUUUGUGUGUGUGAGAGGCAGGGAAACCCCCAAUGGGUGGUUUACUUGCCAAAUGCCUGCCAAGGCCAGGAGCUUCCGGGGGGCA